Drosophila willistoni is the source of this 5651-nucleotide messenger RNA. RefSeq names its product serine/threonine-protein phosphatase 6 regulatory ankyrin repeat subunit A (gene nompC). Gene Ontology annotation, cellular component: glycosylphosphatidylinositol-N-acetylglucosaminyltransferase (GPI-GnT) complex; membrane. The record is from RefSeq and is a predicted model, not a curated record. NCBI's taxonomy places the organism in Eukaryota, Metazoa, Arthropoda, Insecta, Diptera, Drosophilidae. The coding region runs from base 52 to 5358 and encodes 1768 amino acids. The transcript has 17 exons. Gene Ontology annotation, biological process: calcium ion transmembrane transport; GPI anchor biosynthetic process. Gene Ontology annotation, molecular function: calcium channel activity; protein binding.
UGUAAUGGACUGACUUGCAUAGAGAAAGUCCAUUGAAGAACCAGCGGCAACAUGUCUCAACCGCGCGGCGGACGCGGUGGUAGUCGCGGCGGUGCCGGUGGUGCUGGCGUUGGACGUAAGACGCCAUCCUCAUUGACCGGCCCACCCGAUGAUUCCACAACGCCCAGCGAACGUGCCACACCAGCCAGCAAAGCUGAUUCCGAUCCCAAGGAUGAUAGUUCCAGUAAUGGCGAUAAAAAGGAUACGGAUCUAUUUCCAGCACCAAAACCGCCAAGUGCCGGUGCCUCUAUACGGGAUACGGCUAACAAAGUGCUCGGCCUGGCCACAAAAAGCGAAUGGACACCUAUCGAAGCGGAACUUAAGAAAUUGGAGAAAUAUGUGGCCAAUGUGGGUGAGGAUGGCAAUCACAUUCCAUUGGCCGGGAUUCAUGAUAUGAAUACCGGCAUGACCCCUUUGAUGUUUGCAACCAAGGACAAUAGAACCGCCAUAAUGGAUCGCAUGAUUGAACUGGGUGCCGAUGUGGGCGCUAGAAAUAAUGAUAAUUAUAAUGUGCUACAUAUUGCGGCAAUGUAUUCGCGUGAGGAUGUCGUCAAAUUGUUGCUAACAAAACGUGGCGUUGAUCCAUUCUCCACUGGUGGCUCGCGUUGUCAAACUGCAGUGCAUUUGGUGUCGAGUCGACAAACUGGAACUGCCACAAAUAUAUUGCGAGCUCUUUUGGCCGCUGCUGGCAAGGAUAUACGUAUAAAAGCGGACGGUCGUGGCAAAAUCCCAUUGCUACUGGCCGUGGAGUCGGGCAAUCAGUCAAUGUGCAGAGAACUAUUGUCGGCACAAACGGCAGACCAACUUAAGGCAACGACGGCCAAUGGAGACACGGCCUUGCAUUUGGCCGCCAGACGGCGGGACGUGGAUAUGGUCCGUAUUUUGGUUGAUUACGGCACCAAUGUGGACACACAGAAUGGGGAUGGUCAAACUCCGUUGCAUAUAGCCGCAGCCGAAGGUGAUGAGGCCCUACUUAAGUACUUCUAUGGCGUGCGUGCCUCAGCGUCCAUUGCGGACAAUCAAGAUCGCACACCGAUGCACUUGGCCGCCGAGAAUGGACAUGCGCAUGUCAUUGAAAUACUGGCGGACAAAUUCAAGGCGAGCAUCUUUGAGCGCACCAAGGAUGGCAGCACACUGAUGCACAUUGCAUCACUCAAUGGUCAUGCUGAGUGCGCCACUAUGCUCUUCAAGAAGGGUGUCUAUCUGCAUAUGCCCAAUAAGGAUGGAGCACGUAGCAUACACACAGCAGCCGCCUAUGGACACACGGGUAUAAUCAACACACUACUCCAGAAGGGUGAAAAAGUCGAUGUUACCACCAAUGACAACUACACGGCACUCCAUAUAGCCGUUGAGUCGGCCAAGCCGGCUGUGGUGGAAACUCUCCUGGGUUUUGGUGCCGAUGUUCAUGUGCGUGGCGGUAAGCUGAGGGAAACCCCACUACAUAUAGCGGCACGUGUUAAGGAUGGCGAUCGUUGUGCUCUCAUGUUGCUAAAGUCGGGUGCCAGUCCCAAUCUAACGACAGAUGAUUGCCUGACACCGGUUCAUGUUGCCGCAAGGCAUGGCAAUUUGGCCACAUUGAUGCAGUUGCUUGAAGAUGAAGGCGAUCCGCUGUACAAAUCAAAUACUGGGGAAACUCCAUUGCAUAUGGCCUGCCGUUCGUGUCAUCCAGAGAUAGUGAGACAUCUAAUUGAAGCGGUGAAGGAGAAACAUGGUCCAGAUAAGGCCACGGCCUAUAUAAAUUCCGUAAACGAUGAUGGUGCCACAGCACUGCACUACACAUGCCAAAUUACCAAGGAGGAGGUGAAAAUACCCGAAUCGGAUAAGCAAAUAGUUCGUAUGCUUCUGGAAAACGGGGCGGAUGUUACGCUGCAAACGAAGAACGCAUUGGAAACGGCGUUUCACUAUUGCGCGGUGGCAGGUAACAAUGAUGUGCUUAUGGAGAUGAUCUCGCACAUGAAUCCCACUGACAUACAGAAGGCCAUGAAUCGACAAUCGUCGGUGGGUUGGACCCCAUUGCUAAUCGCCUGCCAUCGAGGACACAUGGAGUUGGUCAACAAUCUUUUAGCGAAUCAUGCCAGAGUCGAUGUGUUCGACACCGAGGGACGUUCGGCCCUGCAUUUGGCCGCAGAGCGCGGAUAUCUGCAUGUCUGCGAUGCCCUGCUGACUAACAAGGCCUUCAUCAAUUCCAAAUCGAGAGUGGGACGUACCGCAUUGCAUUUGGCUGCCAUGAAUGGCUUUACGCAUUUGGUGAAGUUUCUCAUCAAGGACCACAAUGCGGUGAUUGAUAUCCUGACGCUGCGUAAGCAAACGCCACUGCAUUUGGCGGCAGCCAGCGGUCAGAUGGAAGUUUGUGAACUUCUACUCGAACUGGGGGCAAAUAUCGAUGCGACUGACGAUUUGGGACAGAAGCCCAUACAUGUCGCAGCACAGAACAAUUACUCUGAAGUGGCCAAACUAUUCCUGCAACAGCAUCCAUCGCUGGUGAAUGCCACGAGUAAGGAUGGCAAUACCUGCGCCCAUAUCGCUGCCAUGCAGGGUUCGGUGAAAGUGAUCGAGGAGCUGAUGAAAUUCGAUCGAUCUGGCGUGAUCUCGGCUAGAAAUAAGUUGACCGAUGCCACGCCCUUGCAAUUAGCUGCCGAGGGCGGGCAUGCGGAUGUUGUCAAGGCCCUGGUACGUGCCGGAGCCUCGUGUACGGAAGAGAAUAAGGCUGGCUUCACCGCCGUACAUUUGGCUGCCCAAAAUGGGCAUGGUCAAGUGUUGGACGUACUGAAAAGCACCAACUCUCUAAGGAUCAAUAGCAAGAAACUGGGUCUCACGCCUCUCCAUGUGGCUGCCUACUACGGCCAGGCGGACACUGUUCGCGAACUCCUCACAAGUGUUCCGGCCACAGUUAAAUCGGAGACACCAACGGGUCAGACCUUAUUCGGCGAACUGGGCACGGAAUCUGGUAUGACGCCGCUACAUCUAGCUGCCUUCUCUGGCAACGAGAAUGUGGUGCGGCUGCUUCUCAACUCGGCGGGCGUACAAGUGGAUGCAGCAACCGUUGAAAACGGCUACAAUCCGCUCCAUUUGGCUUGCUUCGGCGGACACAUGUCAGUGGUUGGUUUGCUUCUGAGUCGAUCGGCGGAACUCCUCCAAUCCACGGAUCGUAAUGGCCGUACUGGCCUCCAUAUUGCUGCCAUGCACGGCCAUUUCCAGAUGGUGGAGAUUCUGCUGGGACAGGGCGCAGAGAUAAAUGCAACCGAUCGCAACGGUUGGACGCCACUGCAUUGUGCUGCCAAAGCCGGUCACUUGGAUGUGGUCAAGCUGUUGUGUGAGGCGGGUGCCUCACCCAAAUCGGAGACGAAUUACGGUUGUGCUGCCAUUUGGUUUGCCGCCUCCGAGGGUCACAAUGAAGUCCUACGCUAUCUGAUGAACAAAGAGCAUGAUACCUACGGAUUAAUGGAGGACAAACGAUUCGUUUACAAUUUAAUGGUUGUUUCCAAAAAUCACAAUAAUAAGCCCAUACAGGAAUUUGUUCUUGUAUCGCCAGCGCCAGUCGAUACGGCAGCCAAAUUGUCCAAUAUCUAUAUUAAUCUCUCCACAAAAGAAAAAGAGCGAGCCAAGGAUCUGGUGGCCGCUGGUAAACAAUGCGAGGCCAUGGCCACAGAAUUAUUGGCCCUGGCGGCUGGUUCCGAUUCGGCUGGAAAAAUUCUACAAGCCACCGAUAAACGAAAUGUGGAAUUUCUCGAUGUUCUGAUAGAGAAUGAGCAAAAGGAAGUUAUUGCACAUACCGUAGUACAACGUUAUCUUCAAGAACUCUGGCAUGGCUCAUUGACUUGGGCCUCAUGGAAGAUUCUGCUGCUAUUGGUGGCCUUCAUUGUAUGUCCGCCCGUCUGGAUUGGCUUCACCUUUCCCAUGGGCCAUAAGUUCAACAAGGUGCCGAUUAUCAAAUUUAUGUCUUACCUCACCUCGCAUAUUUACCUCAUGAUACACUUGAGUAUUGUGGGCAUAACGCCCAUUUAUCCAGUGUUACGUCUCAGUCUGGUGCCGUAUUGGUAUGAAAUUGGAUUGCUCAUUUGGUUGAGUGGUCUACUUUUGUUCGAGUUGACAAAUCCAUCGGAUAAAUCGGGCCUGGGCUCGAUUAAAGUCCUUGUGCUGCUGCUGGGAAUGGCUGGAGUUGGUGUCCAUGUGUCGGCCUUUCUGUUCGUCUCCAAGGAGUAUUGGCCCACAUUGGUCUAUUGUCGGAAUCAAUGCUUUGCCUUGGCAUUUCUCCUCGCAUGUGUGCAGAUUUUGGAUUUCUUGUCGUUCCAUCAUCUAUUCGGACCUUGGGCCAUUAUCAUUGGUGAUCUGCUAAAGGAUUUGGCUCGCUUUUUGGCAGUGUUGGCUAUAUUUGUGUUUGGCUUUUCCAUGCACAUUGUGGCGCUGAAUCAAUCGUUUGCCAACUUUUCACCUGAGGAUCUGAGAAGUUUUGAGAAAAAGAAUCGUAAUCGUGGCUAUUUCAGUGACGAUGAUAUGCCCACCCCCAGACCUCCGCCCGUGGAGAAUUAUGUCGAUAAUCGCUUCAGCGAAUUUCGUCGCAAACACAAAGAUGAUCUGCGCAUGCAUCCGAUUAACUCAUUCGAGUUAUUAUUCUUCGCCGUGUUUGGUCAGACGACGACCGAACAGACGCAAGUUGAUAAAAUCAAAAAUGUAGCCACGCCCACUCAACCAUACUGGGUUGAGUAUCUGUUCAAAAUUGUCUUUGGCAUUUACAUGUUGGUAUCGGUGGUUGUGCUCAUUAAUCUGCUGAUUGCUAUGAUGUCAGACACCUAUCAACGUAUUCAGGCCCAAUCCGACAUCGAAUGGAAAUUUGGCCUGUCCAAGCUUAUACGCAAUAUGCAUCGCACCACAACAGCGCCAUCGCCGCUUAAUUUAGUUACCACCUGGUUUAUGUGGAUCGUCGAGAAGGUCAAGGCACGCAUGAAGAAAAAGAAGCGUCCAAGUCUGGUACAGAUGAUGGGAAUACGUCAGGCCAGUCCACGUACGAAAGCAGGCGCCAAAUGGCUAUCGAAGAUCAAGAAAGACUCGGUGGCCCUAUCGCAGGUUCAUCUAUCGCCGCUUGGCUCUCAGGCCAGCUUCUCGCAGGCAAAUCAGAAUCGUAUUGAAAAUGUGGCCGAUUGGGAGGCCAUUGCCAAGAAAUAUCGUGCUCUGGUUGGCGAUGAGGAAGGCGGUUCUCUGAAGGAUUCGGAUGCUGAGAGUGGCUCCCAGGAGGGCAGCGGUCAGGCGCAACCGCCUCAACAGGUGGGCAACAGAAGAGCCGCCGCCAUAAAGGCCGCUGCACCGGAAAAGAAAUCUUAAGACCCUUUAAGAUUUUAUAGUUUUAUAAUUUAUGUUUUUGUAACCGUAAUCACAACAGAGAAGAGUAUUUUGUGUUUUAAAUCUUUAUGAUUUUACAACUCGAAAGGAAUUCGAAUUUGUUGAAUGGCAAAGUUAAUGAUAUGUACUUGCGAUUCCCAACGAGUUGUCAAAUAUGGCUUAGAAUGUGGCUUAGCAAGGGAAUUUAGAAAAAAAUCGAUGAGUAAUCCAUUAUUAAUUCCUAAAUUGAGCCUUGUUCUUAGCAGAGUUAUAUGUGUGGUUUCUUUUUCCUUUUU